CGCGUGUCUUUUUCUCGUCAAGCGCGCACGUUUGGGAACGAGAUGGGGCAUUGAUCAAGGAGGGGAGUCGGCGCUCUUCUAUUUCCCAUUUCUUUCCUAUCCUGCCUCCCGUACUCCUCUUGACCCAGCUUCUAUCUCGUCCGGGUACCAGCAGAGCGCCUCAAGAAUAAGGUACAGUGCAUACAUACAGGAUAAUAGUUAGGUAGUGGGGUCAACCUCGGCCAUCGCGGAAAGCGUGAGGCCCCCCACUCACCACUUUCCGCGCUCGCAGUCGGCAACGCCCGCAUCAGCAGGGCUCCGUUUCCGUCGUGCGCAUUCAUCUCGGGGUCCAAUCUGCAUCUACAAGUAGCCAGAAUCAGCGCGCGGUCCGAUGGCUGUCACGCACGUUCCCGUGGCCGCCGGCCACGAUGAGGACAGCGACCACCACGAGCUCCCGUCGAACGCGCAGCAGCACCCACACCCUCACUCGCAGCCCGCCCUGCACCAGCACUCGCUCUCCAACGCCUCGACUGCGACCGUCGACAUCGAAGCUUGGACCGUCGCCGCCCUCGAGUCGCUUAGCAUCGCGCCCGUCGCCCGCGGCACCGGCAACGCCUUGUCCAUCCCUCUCGAUGGCGACGCCCUCCCCGGCCAGAGCCAGCGCGGGUCGACGCCUCACAAUGGUGCCGGCGGUGGUGGUACCCCAUCCGGCAUGAAGCUGCGGGGCGUCGCGUUCGACGACGGCCGGGGCUCUGCCGCACCCUAUGGCGCACCCAUCACCCCUCCGCGUCGGCCGCCCUCCCGGCGCGACAGCAUGCGCAGGCGUGAUGCGCUCUUGAAGGGGAAAGAAGGCAGCAGGCAGCGGAGGCGAUGGGAGAACGACCAUCUCCUGCACGUCCCCAACGUCGUCCCGCCGCUGCCGUCCGACUGGCAGAUAUGCCCCACCCAUCGCGUCCUGCCGCCCGUGCCGUACCAGCUGGCGCAGUACUGGGAUAAGGGCCUGAGGGAGCGGGCCGAGGCCGAGAAGCAGAGGCGGAGGCAGAAGCAGAAACGAAACACCGAGCAGCAGCAGCAGCAGCAGCCGGAGGUCGGCUUCGUCCCGCGCGACCUGCGCAACACGGCCAAGCGCACGCCCGCCGUCAAGUCGUGGCUGCGCGCCCUCGAGGAGCCGGUGCGCGCGUUCGUGGUCGAGCGCGGGCUGGCCGUUCCCCCCGGCGCCGGCGCCGGCGCCGCCGCCGCUACCACCACCACCACCACCACCACCACCACCAGCGCGAGGGAGAACAAGAGCGGCGAGAGCGAGAGCGACACCGACAGCGACGACGAGGAGAUUGUGUUUGUGGGGCGCAACGCCCGCAACGCGCGGGAUGGCGAGUCGUGGAAGAAGGCGCAGCGCAACGUUGCCGGGCAGAAGCAGCAGCAGCAGCAGCAGGUCGAGGAAGAGAGGGGCAUGGUGUUGGAGAUGGAGGACGACGAGGGGGGUGGGGGUGCUUUCAAGCGCUGGCUCACACACUCCAUCUCGGACUAUUACGGCCUCGAUUCCAAGUCGGUUAUGGUGGGCAACCCCGCGCGUCGCGUCGUAUACGUUGGCGUCAAGCAGAAGCAGAAGCAGGCCGCUCUACGGCAGAAGCCGCCCAACCGACCUCUGCUGCCGCCGCCCCUGUGGGAGAUGUUCUGAGGAAGACGCUCGAGGGUCCCUGUAUCAGUGUAUGUUCCUUGUCCGAGAAGUUGACUGUGGUGCAUUGCAUCUGUAGACUGUAGGUAGUAGAAAGCGUGCCGGUAUACGGUACCAGUGCGCCAGCGCAUACAUUCAAGUUUGCAACUCGUCCCCAAGCUCCGGACUCGAAUUCGACGAUGCAGCUAAGAAGAGGUCGAAGCAUACGACCACCAUGGUC
Molecule: messenger RNA, 1874 nt
Organism: Thermothelomyces thermophilus ATCC 42464
Lineage: Eukaryota; Fungi; Ascomycota; Sordariomycetes; Sordariales; Chaetomiaceae
Exons: 3
Coding region: 371-1657 (428 amino acids)
Source: RefSeq, a predicted model, not a curated record